This is a messenger RNA of Cheilinus undulatus (humphead wrasse), 2853 nucleotides long. It is a transcript of the gene dhx32a, whose product is annotated as DEAH (Asp-Glu-Ala-His) box polypeptide 32a. NCBI's taxonomy places the organism in Eukaryota, Metazoa, Chordata, Actinopteri, Labriformes, Labridae. The record is from RefSeq and is a predicted model, not a curated record. The coding region runs from base 407 to 2620 and encodes 737 amino acids. Gene Ontology annotation, cellular component: intracellular anatomical structure; spliceosomal complex. Gene Ontology annotation, molecular function: RNA binding. The transcript has 12 exons.
CUUGACUCAUUAUUAGAGAUGCUGCAUGACGAGCAUUGUUGCUACUCACAUAGGCCAUGUGUAUUAGCACUCUGGAUUUGAACAAACAAGAGAUUAUGACAAGCUAGUGGACAAGGCUCGCCAUUGAACGGAAAAGCUCCAUGUCGAUGGAUACACGAGUGGAGCCACGUUGGGGAGAAAUUACGCGCAGGUGCGCACAGCGAGUCAGCCGUGAAUAGAGCAACUUCAGACUUUAAACAGCUCAGGAAAGAGACAAGAAAACUACAAUCUGGUUACCACAGAGAGAAAUUUGUGAAUUGUGUUGUUGGAACGGAUUUUUAGCCUUAAAAGGAAGUAAUGGAACCGUAGCUCUGAAACAUUUACGCGCCCGUGUCCGGUUAACAGACAACUAACAUAUUUUUGAAUCAUGUCGGUGAAAAAGAACUCUGCUGAGGCUGAAAUUUACCCUGAAAGUGAGGAAUGUCCUACAUUUGGCUUCGGAGAUGACCUGGAGAUAAAUCUGUUUGAUGGAUUGCCCUUUUCCUCUCGUUACUACAAAUUACUGAAAAAGAGGAAGACUCUCCCUGUGUGGAAGAUUAGGUACGAGUUUGAAGAUGCUCUGCUUAAAAACCAGCUGGUCCUUCUGUCUGGGACGGCAAAGACUGGACGAAGUACACAGGUUCCUCAGUGGUGUGCAGAGAUCUGUCUGUCUGCUCAGUACCAGAGUGGCAGGGUUGUGUGCACACAGACCAGCAGACAGCAGGCUGUCGAUCUGGCUCUAUGUGUUGCUGAUGAAAUGGACGUCAACAUAGGCCAUGAAGUGGGCUACACCAUCCCUCAAGAGACCUGCUGCUCCCCUGACACAAUUCUAAGGUACUGCACUGAUGACAUGCUUCUGAGAGAGAUGAUGUCGGACCCUUUUCUGGAGCACUAUGGAGUCAUUAUUAUUGACCAAGCCCAUGAGAGAACAGUAAGCACAGACAUACUGCUUGGUCUCCUCAAGAACAUCCUGCAGCAGAGGCCUGAGCUCAGAGUAGUGGUCCUCGCCAUCCCCCCAAUGACCGACAAGCUCCUGAACCACUUUGGCAGCAUUACACUCAUCAGUGUCCAGGACUCUUCUUCCACUGAGGUGGUCCACAGCAACAGUGGUGACAAAGACUACUUCUAUUCUGCACUGAGACUGAUACUGGAAAUACACCGAACCAAAGUAGAAGGGGAUGUUGUUGUGUUCUUAGCUUCUGAUGAGGAGGUUCAUUGUGCCUUCACCAUCCUCCAGCGUGAGUGCACAAGACUAGGGGCAGAACUGGGCCAGAUGGUCCCAGUUGUUCUGUGCCCUAUACAGGGAGGCAUACUACCUCUUCUGUCUGAGCAACCAUGCUCCCCAGGGUCCAGGAGGGUUUUCCUUUCCACCCAACAAGGGGGGGAUAUGUGGUGGUCUACAGAGUCUGUCAACUUUGUCAUUGACACAGGAGUUCAGAGGAAGAUGGUGUACAAUCCAAGAAUAAGAGCCAACUCAGAAGUACUACGACCCAUCAGUCAUUGUCAGGCAGAUGUACGUAAACAGCUCUCUGGACCAACAGGUAAAUGUUUCUGCCUGUAUCCAGAAGACAGUAAGCUCUCUGCAGAGAGUUCCCCUCAGCUCCUUGAGGCCAACAUCACACCAACAGUCCUUUUUCUAAAACGGAUGGAGAUUGCCGGCCUCGGACAGUGCGACUUCAUUGACAGACCAGAUCCUGAGGGUCUCAUGCAGGCGUUGGAGGAGCUGGACUACCUCGCAGCUUUAGAUGAUGAUGGCAACCUGUCUGAAAUUGGCAUUAUAAUGUCUGAAAUCUCUCUGGACCCUCAGAUGGCUAAAGCUUUACUAGCAUCCUGCGAGUUCGACUGCGUGAACGAAAUGUUGACGAUAGCCGCGAUGCUUUCAGCACCAUGCUGCUUUCUGGAGCCACCUGCUGGUAUGACACAUGAGGCUGUUCAGUGCCACAGAAGGUUCCAGCACCCAGAGGGAGAUCACUUCACCCUCAUAAAUAUCUACAACACCUUCAAGCAAAGCCAGAGAGAGCCAUAUUUCAGUGCUACAAAAUGGUGCCAGGACUAUUUCCUGGACCAUUCUGCCCUGAAGACAGCAGAGGCCGUCAGAUCUGAACUGACUGACACUCUGAACAGGAUCGAGCUUCCCAUCUCCGAGCCAUCCUUUGGCACCAAAACCAAUACCCUCAACAUCAAAAGAGCUCUGCUGGCUGGCUUCUUCAUGCAGAUUGCUCGAGAUGUGGACGGAUCAGGGAACUACUUCAUUUUGACACACAAGCACAUGGCCCAGGUGCACCCUCUGUCCUGCUACGGGGCUCAAUCACACAAGCUGGGGCUGCCAGAGUGGGUUGUUUUCCACGAGUACACCCUGUCAGAGAAUAACUGCAUGAGAACAGUCACUGAAAUUUCCCCUCAAGUGUUCAUUCAAAUGGCACCAGUUUACUUCUUCUACAAUCUGCCCCCUAGCGAAAGCAAAGACAUACUGCAGGACAUGUUGGACUCGGAUGGCUCCAGUAAAUGUAAAGAUGAGAAACAAGACGCCACCACAAUCAGCAGUGAUGCCCAUGGAAGCUGUGCAGUAGCGCAGACUUAUGACAGAUGCGUAAUUCAGUGAUUUGAAUGUAUAAAUGUAAAACUUCUGGCCUGUUUUUUAUCACCAGGGUCUGAAACAUUGUAUAUUUUUGUUUAAAAAAAAACUGAAGACAAAAUACUCUGGUGAUGGAUGCUGACUUAUUGCAGCAGUUGGAGCAAAGGCUUGAAGAGAUUGAAGCUGGCUGUUGGAACUGCAGAACUGAAGCCACACCUCUUCAGAUCCUCAAAGUACACAUUUAACUUACUGAUUAAAUG